AAGGCAGCGCCUACACAAACCUCGGCUGUCGGACACUGAAAGCAACAAGCUUGACUGGACAGGACGUCGCCCACUGCUGCAUUGCUGAGAAAUCAUUAAUUGAGAGCACAGUUCCGGGAAUAACAACACAAGAGGUUGACUUUGUCGUGCUAAACGUUGGUCUGGAAAAACAGGUGACGUUUCCAGUAAAUUCAGGGCAACUACCCAGAACUGAGCUGAAUUGGAGGAAGGAAGAUGACGGCGGGGUAUAAAGAUGACAAGGAGGACUGGCAGGCCGUGUGUCUCAAGUACCUGCUCUUUGUAUUCAACUUUCUCUUCUGGAUGGGUGGAGCAGCUGUCUUAGGUGUUGGAGUCUGGACACUGGUGGAGAAAAGUGACUACUUGAGUCUGCUGGCAUCCAGCACUUUUGCUGUCUCAGCGUAUAUCCUCAUCCUGGCUGGAAGCUUGGUGGUGGUUACAGGCUUUCUGGGCUGUUGUGCUGUCAUCCGGGAGCAGAAGAGCUGUCUGUCCACGUACUUCCUCUGUCUGUUGCUGAUCUUCCUGAUUGAACUGGUUGCCGGAGUAUUGGCUUACGUCUAUUACCAAAAGCUGAGUGAAGAGCUGAAGCACCAUCUCAACCAGACUAUGACUGAGAACUACGCCCAGCCAGGGAAGGGGGACAUCACUUUAGCAGUGGACAAACUACAACAAGACUUCAAGUGCUGUGGCAGCAACAACUCCCGUGAUUGGUUGAUGAGUGUUUACAUAUCAUCAAAGCCGGCAGAGAGCAGGGUGGUGCCUGACAGCUGUUGUAAAACCAUCAUCCCUCUGUGUGGCAAGAGAGACCACCCCUCCAACAUCUACAAGGUCGAGGGAGGAUGCAUCACCAAGCUGGAGCAGUUUCUGGCCGACCACCUGCUGAUCAUUGGUGCUGUGGGAAUAGGCGUGGCUUGUCUGCAGAUCUGUGGCAUGGUGUUCACCAGCUGCUUGUACAGAAGGAUCAAGACGGACCCUUACUGAGCACACCAGACAUCCCCGACACACCAACUACGACAGGCAGACGGACCAAUGACCUGCUGACAUCUUCAAUUCAACCUUCUGGAUCUUGAGCUCUGAUCUGGUGACCAGAGUGGAGUGCACAUAAAAGGGUCUAUUUUAAACAGAAACAUGAUGCGUUAUUGACCAACAGGCUAAUUUUCUACCUUCCACUUGUACAGUAUUGACACCUGACUGUUGCUUUGGUCAAGAUGCAUGCCUUAUUUUUUUACCCAGACAAAGAAAGGAUAAUGCAUACUCACAAUGCAUUCUACUUUUUUCACUUAAUGAAGGUCUAGAUUGACUCAUCAUGUUUUCAUUGUUUAGACUUACCUUUGAUUUUUUGGGGGGCUAUACCACUACUAAAGUAAGACAAGGUGUUCACUAGUGUAACUGCUUUAGAGAAAAUAAUUUAUGGAUGUAACUUUAGUGAACAUGAUGUGCCUCUGCCACUGUUUUUUCUGGUAAAUAACUGUAUUAAUUCUUUGACUGAAAUCCUUCAAAGGAAAGUGACAAUGUACUGCGGCCAUUUGCAACAUAUAACACCAAAAUGUAUAUUUGUAGUUUUAUGUACAUUUCUUAAUAUAAGAGCGGUAAAUGGUAAACAUAUGAUAGUUAUCUUAAAGUUAACUCCAUGGUUACAGUCAAAUGUAAGGCUACAACCUUUUAAUAUGAUCAUCUGAUAUGUUAAGUAAUUUGCUCUAACUUUCCCUGGAAUGACAACUCCCCCUAGUGGUCAGCACUGGUCAUAUCAUUUCCUAUGACUUGUAAACAACACUGUGAUAAACUCGGUUCUGGUAUCCUAUACUAUAGGAUUUUAAACGUUGUCAAAAAUCAGCUAUAUAUGUUAAUUUGCGUUGUACACCACUCAGCCAUGACAUAAAGACCAGCCAUGUAAUCAUGUGACGAUACCUUACAUGAGGUGAACGAAAUAUGAUCACCUUUCAUGUAAUGCACUCCAGUACACCACCACCAACACAAACUACGACUUCAGUGAUAAAUGUAAUCAAAGUAUGAGCAUUGUCCCGUCUAUUUCAGCAAUAACUGAAAUGCAACAACAAUUUGAGAAGCACCAAUCUAAACUCUAAUUUUUAAACCCUGUUUCUUAAGAUUUACGUAUAAUUACCUUAUACCUGUACUACUGUAAGCUGAGUGAGGGUAAUGUGUAAACGGCUGUCACUUGAUAAAGACUGGUGAAUGAUUUAUUUUAUAAUUUGUGAACACAAUGUGCCUUUUUUAAUUGUUACCAUGUUAAUACUAAUUUUCUGUAUUAUUUCUGUGCCCUUAAUCUUUAAAAAAACAAAAGAAGCUGACCAUGUACUGGGAACACUAUGGUAUUUGAAACAUAUUGAAUACAUACAUUGAUGAUGUUUGUAUAGUAAUGUAUGUACUGUGUUAUCUGACUGCAGAACUAUAGAUUGUAAUGUAAUAAACUGGAACACAUUCACAUGUGCUUUUAUCAGCUGAAGUAGGACACCACUAGAGGGAGACAUUUUCCAUUUCCAUUUCCAUUUACAGAGGUACACUCUGCAGUUCAUUGUGUUGAAUAAUCCUGACCUAUUGAUGCUGCCCCAAGCUUAUACUUGUACUAUACAAUUUUUGCUCCAAAAAGUUGUUCUCUCUAGUCUCAGUGUUACAGCAAAAGUUUCAUGUAAAUCUUUUUAAAAAUCAGUCUCUUUGUUUUUCCUGUUUUUUUGCGGUUGUGUACGCAUUAAGAAUUAACAUCCUCCAAUAAAUCAGAUACAUGUUGGGUGA
This is a messenger RNA of Labrus bergylta (ballan wrasse), 2769 nucleotides long. Lineage: Eukaryota; Metazoa; Chordata; Actinopteri; Labriformes; Labridae. The record is from RefSeq and is a predicted model, not a curated record.